This is a messenger RNA of Adineta steineri, 2016 nucleotides long. Lineage: Eukaryota; Metazoa; Rotifera; Eurotatoria; Adinetida; Adinetidae. The record is from the annotation of a GenBank genome assembly.
AUGAAAACUUCACAUAACACAUCAUCAUCAUCAUCGUCAUCACUAUCUUCAAUGUUUCUUUCUCCUUUAUCAAGUUUUAUAACAAUAAAAAACGCACAUGAUAUCAUUCCUGCUAUGUCUACCUGUUUAAUAAUAACUAAUGCACAAAUAUUGUACCAAUGUAACUUUGACACUAAUACAAUAACAACUUCAUGUCUUAAGCAAGAAGGAUUGUUUGGAUUGAGUAUUAGUGAGGAAAUAGGAAAUGCUGGUGAACAACCACCUACUGCACCUCUUUCUGAUGUCACAUCCAGUCCUAAACCAACAACUAAUGGUCAAUCAUGUAAUCUACCUUAUAAACUCAAUUCUUUUACUUGGGAUAUGUACUUUUGUAAUGAGGGUUAUUGUCAAACAUCAACAGAUUCAACCUCAAAAUGUUCUGCUGGCAAAUUUGGAUAUUUUGGUUUUGCAGCAGUAAGCAAAGUUAGUUUCACUCUGAAUACUGCUUCAGGUGGUACACCUGGUAUCGGUGAACAAUGUCUCAUCUACUAUUAUUAUUUACCUAAAAUAACAGGAACAGACCUAAGCAUCACAGUACGCAAAGAAGAAGCAGAAGACAAUAGUGAAACAAUUGAUACUGUAACACGUAGUCCAUACAAUGGAUGGAUAAAGCGUCAAGUAUCAUUUCAUACUUCAAAAGCUGGUGAUAAAAUCUACUUUGAUUUUGAGAAAACAUUUGGACCACCUAGUUCUUCUACUAUAAUUGCUAUUGAUGAGAUAUCAGUACAUCAAGACAAUUGUCCUACUAAACCUACUACUCAAAGCACACCAACAAUUUCAGUGGGAACAACAACUUCAAUAACAACAAUGACUGAGCCGGAUAUAACAACAAAUAAUAGUACCGAAACUAUAUCAACUGCACAGACAACUGAUACAACAGUUACGGAGUCAUCAUCAUCAAUGGAGCCCAUCACUACUACUGCAACUGCUACCAUAACUACUACUACGUCAUCAACUACAACUUCUACUACUUCAGCAACUACAACUACUAUUACCUCAACCACUACAACAACUACUGCCUCAACAACUACCACAAUUACCAGUAUCAAUACCAGUACUACUUCAACAACUACUACUGCCUUAACAACUACAUCUGCUACUACAACAACUACCAGUGACAGUACUACUACUUCAACAGCUACAACUACGACUACUUCAACAACUACAACUACGACUACUUCAACAACUACAACUUUUACUGUAAUUACUACUACUAUUGCCGCAACUACUACAACAACUACUGCCUCAACAACUACCACAAUUACCAGUAUCAGUACCGGUACUAUCUCAACAACUACUACUGCCUUAACAACUACCAGUGCCAGUACUACUACUUCAACAACUACCAGUGCCAGUACUACUACUUCAACAACUACCAGUGCCAGUACUACUACUUCAACAACGACAACUACCACUACUUCAACAACUACAACUACAACUACUACUGUAAUUACUACUACUACUGCCGCAACUACUACAACAACUACUGCCUCAACAACUAUUAGUACCAGUACUACUACAUCAACACCUACUACUGUAGUCACCACUACUAUUGCCACAACAUCUACUUCUACACAAACAACAACAACAAUAACAGCAACGAGCACAACUUCAACAACGUCGGCUUCCAUGACCACGACUACCACGAUGCUCACAACUACAACAACAGUUAUGACGAAUCAACCAUCACCUACUACGAUGAUUACCAAUUCCACAUCAAAUGUAACACAAUCAACUACAACAGAUUCAUUAGAAAAUACAACAAAGAAAGAUCCGUCCAAAAGGACACUGAUUAUUGCUUUGGCUACUGGAAUACCGGCUGCGUUGAUUAUAGUUGUCAUUAUUGGUGUGUGGAUAAAAAGAUCAGCGAUUAGCGGCCUCCUUAGCGGUGUUUCACAUCCAUUUAGUGACAUAUAUGAUCAAAGUGAAACGACUGUUCUUGAACUCAGUGAUUUACAAGACGAUCAUACCUUUUAA